AUGGCAGAAAAAGCGUCAGAUAUCCCAGCAGAGACCGCUGCGGCGGAGAGCAUUGGGCAGAAGCGGAAGGCGGAGAUUGGGGCGGGCGGAAGCGAUCGGCGCGACGAAGGAGAUGCGCACGAGGCGAAGAGGCGAGACAAGGGAAAAUCAGUGGCGGCGGCGGACGCGAAGGGGAAGGGCAAGGCGGAGAGCGAGCGGCCCUCGCGCGCGCGCAGUAGCGAUUCUAGCGGCGGCGGCGGCGGCGGAAGCAGCAGCGAUGAUGGGAGCAACGGCGCGGCCGCGGCUGCUGUGAGGGCUUCGCGGGAUUGGCGCGCGGGGGAGGGGUCGCAAGGCGCGCCCGAGGGUGCGGAGGCGGACGCGGAAGAAGAUGCGGGGGAAGGCGCAGACGUGCGGAUAGUGGCGGAGCCGUGGGGGACAGUGGACCUAGAUAAUAUUGUGGCGAGUAGGACUCGCAGUGGGAGGGAGUCGAGGCGCACUGGCGUGAGGAUAGCGGAAGGCGGCGAUGGUAGUGGUGGUGGCGAUGCUGCUGCGGCGGCCGCUGUUGGAGUGGGCAGUGCAGGCGGAAGGAGUCAAGCGGGAAAGGAAGGGGAGGGGGCAGACGCAGAGGAGGAGGAUGAGGAUGAUGAAGAGUUUGAGGUGGACGAGGAAGAGGAGGAGGAGGAGGAGGAAGACGAUGAGGAGGAUGAGGAAGAUGAAUCAGAGGAGGAAGAUGAGGAUGAGGAAGAAGAGGGGUAG
Messenger RNA from Closterium sp. Yama58-4, 735 nucleotides. The record is from the annotation of a GenBank genome assembly. NCBI's taxonomy places the organism in Eukaryota, Viridiplantae, Streptophyta, Zygnematophyceae, Desmidiales, Closteriaceae.